Daphnia pulex (common water flea) is the source of this 786-nucleotide messenger RNA. RefSeq names its product inactive pancreatic lipase-related protein 1-like. Gene Ontology annotation, molecular function: lipase activity. Lineage: Eukaryota; Metazoa; Arthropoda; Branchiopoda; Diplostraca; Daphniidae. The record is from RefSeq and is a predicted model, not a curated record. Bases 1 to 786 code for a protein of 261 amino acids. The transcript is spliced from 5 exons.
AUGACGUCGUCGUCCAUCCUCUGGUUUCUAGUUUCUUGUUCGAUUCUUACUGGUGUUGUCGUUAAUGCUGAGCUCUGUCCGCAAGCCUUGGCCGAUCCGUUUGCAGCGUUUAAAACUCAUUUCCUCCUCUGGACAAGACGCAAUCCAAUUGUGUUUCAACCAUUGAUUGUCGGCAAUCCAAUUCUCCUGGGUGUUUCCAACUACGAACCAACCAACCCUACCAUAAUCUACGCUCACGGUUGGACAGAUAAUGGUCAAAAUAUUUUAAGUCUUCGAAUGCGUGACAGUUUUCUCCAGAGGGAAGACUGUAAUUUUAUUUCUGUCGAUUGGCAAUUUUUGGCUUUGCCACCCGCUUAUCCUAAAUCAGUGGCGAAUGUCCAGCCUGUAGGAGAGCUCACUGGGAAUUUAGUCAAUUUCUUGAUUUCUCAGGGAGCUGACCGUCUCAAAUUUCACUUGUUGGGCUUCAGUUUGGGAGCUCACGUUGUUGGCCGAGCAGGGCUGACUACCACCGACAUCAUGCCCAGAAUAACAGGAUUUGACCCGGCAUUCCCGUGUUUCGAGAAAGCCAAUAGGGAUGAAAUUAUCGACAGUACAGACGCUGAGUUUGUAGACAUUAUCCACACUAACGCUGGCCUUUUAUUCCAAAAGAGCCUAGGAUUUCCGUUCUCUCUUGGGCAUGCAGAUUUCUGGCCUAACGGCGGAUCGAUUCAGCCGGGAUGCGGCCCAGUCGACCUAACGACAAAUGGAACCAUAGGAAAUAUUGCUGCUGCUUUAGGAAGAGGUUAA